Messenger RNA from Piliocolobus tephrosceles (Ugandan red Colobus), 3430 nucleotides. RefSeq names its product hematopoietic SH2 domain containing (gene HSH2D). Gene Ontology annotation, cellular component: cytoplasm. Lineage: Eukaryota; Metazoa; Chordata; Mammalia; Primates; Cercopithecidae. The record is from RefSeq and is a predicted model, not a curated record. The transcript is spliced from 5 exons. The coding region runs from base 1806 to 2693 and encodes 295 amino acids.
CCCAGGCUCCUGCAGGCACUGGCACAGCUACAGCGAGGCCUCGGCCAUCCAAGGAUUUCCCAGGUGACCUUCCCCCAACCCCAGGAAGCUAUGACAGAGGCCAGGAAGCCGCCUCCACUGCUACCCCCACGGCUGGACUGGUUCGUGCACACCCAGGGAUGCUGAGGACUUGCUUGAGUCACAGCCACUGGGAUCCUUUCUCAUCAGGGUCAGUCACAGCCAUGUGGGCUACACGCUCUCCUACAAGUAAGGCCUGAGCCGGGGGCCAGGGCAGGGGCAGGUGGGCUUUGGGGUUUCCUUGAAGGGGGCAAGGGGUGCUUCAUGUCAUAGCUUCUCAGAAAGCAGCAGUAACUGAGGCUGUGGGUCUGAGAACAGGAGCUGCUAGGGACCUAAGAUUGGCAGCUUCUCUCCCUCCACCCCUCACAAUCUAAUUAGUGAUUCCCUGACUGUGUGUUAGGGAAACCGAGGGAAGCCCAGCUCCUUAAGACCUGAAAGCCAAACAAAUCCAGAGGAUUCCAGGCCAAAGGAAGAAAAACCCAAUGACUCAAUUACAGAGUUGUGCACAGUGGGAAAAACUUAUCCAAGGCUCAGCUCUGCCAUUACCUGCUGUGUGACCUUAGACAAGUUACUCAACCUCUCUGUGCCUUCAGUAAAGGAGUGUCACACUUUAAUUCAGAGUGUUCAUGUGAGGAUUAACUGAGAUACAGUCAGCACAUAGAGAGCCAUUAAUAUACAUUCAUUGGUUAACUGAGCAUUUAUUCAGCACUUGCUGUGUGCCAGGUACACAGCCUUAGGUUGGGGCUUUCUUUUUGCUUUUCUUUUUGAGACAGAGUCUCACGCUGUCACCCAGGCUGGAGUACAGUGGCAUGAUCUCGGCUCACUGCAACUUCCACCUCCUGGGUUCAAGCGAUUCUCCUGCCUCGGCCUCCCCAGUAGCUGGGAUUACAGGCACCUGCCACUGUUGCUGUCGGUUCCUAUGGGAGUGAAUGAAGGGGGCAGACAUAGAAAUUAAGACAAAGACAAAAAAUCUGUUUUGAAAGUAGGGGACAGGGGGCUCCUUGCUUCUAAUGAGCAAAGGCAGCUUUGAGCUUCCACAGCCCUUCGUAUUUAUUAGAUAGAAAGAGCAGGAAGGGAGAGGUAACCGUUGGUCAGCUGCUUGAUUUUUCACAGGUACACAUAAUUGCUUUCUUUGUACAACGGCUUCAGACGUGCCUAUAGUUAACCACAAGGAACACUGCGCUUGGGGCGUGACUGCCCUCAGCACUCCUUCUGGCAGCACACACAGUUGUCAGUUUUCCAACAUCCUGCUUUCAUGAGAACAGUUUUCCGUUUACUCAGAUAGUCUCCAGUGGUAUACUGAGUUGGUCACGACCCCCGUUUUCUUGGCCUGUAACAUGCCACCACACCUGGCUAAUUUUUGUAUUUUUAGGAGAGACAAGGUUUCAACAUGUUGGCCAGGCUGGUCUGCAACUCCUGGCCUCGAGUAAUCCGCCAGCCUCAGCCUCCCAAAGUGCUGGGAUUACAGGCGUGAGCCACCAUGCCCAGCUUUCAUGAUCAUUUCUAUUGAUCACUUACCCCUGGCCAGGUAAUAAGUUAAGCUUUUGUCUGUAGUAGCAUGUUUUAUCUGAGGUCAGCCUUUGUACUCCUGUGUUAUAAAUGGGGGAAACUGAGGCACAGCGAGGUUAGUAACCUGCUGGGUGUUGCAUGGCUAGUCAGUGAAGAAGCCUGCAUGGGAACCUGGGGUAGUCUAGCUGUAGCAGUGAUGCUGCCAGCCCAAGGGCUGGCCGGGGGCGCUUGGGGCAGGGAUGAGGGGGAGUAGGAUGUCCCAGCCCCCUCAGUGUCUCCGCAGAGCCCAAAGCAGCUGCUGCCAUUUCAUGGUGAAGCUCUUGGAUGAUGGGACUUUCGUAAUCCCCGGGGAGAAGGUGGCCCACACCUCACUGGACGCCCUGGUCACCUUCCACCAGCAGAAUCCAAUUGAGCCGCGCAGGGAGCUGCUGACACAGCCCUGCAGGCAGAAGGAUCCGGCAAACGUGGAUUACGAGGAUCUCUUCCUCUACUCCAACGCAGUGGCGGAGGAAGCUGCCUGCCCGGUGUCUGCACCUGAGGAGGCCUCCCCAAAGCCAGUCCUGCGUCGCCAAUCAAAGGAAAGGAAGCCGUCAUCAGAGAUGAACAGAGUAACCACCGAGGAAGCCACUUCCUCCUGCCCCCCAAAAGCCCCUCUUGGAGAGACCCGCCAGAAACUCUGGAGGAGCCUCAAAAUGCUGCCCCAGAGAGGCUACAGGGUCCAGCAGCAGCUGAAAAGCCACCUCGCCACUGUGAGCUUGCCGUCACUCUUGGAUGUCCGGAGAUCCCCGGUGAUCUCAGGCCCUGGGACCGGAAAAGGCAGCCAAGAUCACUCAGGAGAUCCCACUUCGGGGGACAGAGUCCACACGGAUCCGUGUGUGGUCACAUCUCUCAAAAGCCCCUCACAGCCCCAGGCACCAAAAGACAGAAAGAUCCCCACCAGAAAGGCCGAGAGGUCUGCCAGCUACAGUGACGUGACCCCAGGGGACAGGAGUUGGCACCAAAUGGUAAUGAGAGCUCUAUCCUCCCAGGAUUCCACACCAGAGCACCAGGGCUUGGCAGGGCCUGAGAACGACCAGCUCCCAGAGGAGUACCAACAACCGCCACCCUUUGCCCCUGGGUACUGCUAGAGAACAGGUCCACCCUGGCUCUGUACUCUUGCUACCAGGGGCUGCCACACUCCUGAAUGUCCUAACAUUUCUUCCAUGGCCCCACACCAUGGCAUCCGGGAGUCUUCGGGAACCCGGGAAACAGAAUGAAGAUAUUUUUGGGGUCUGUUCCUGCAGUCACCCAUGGGGUGAGCUGGUUAUUUUAGUAAUAAUCAUCAGAGUGACGCUGAUGGUUCGGGGUGCCUCCUGUACAUCAGCCCCCGUGCCAGACCCUCUAUUCAUUAUUUUACGCCUGAGAGCAGGCCCCUCAGGUAGCGUCACCCUCCAUGUUUUGAAGAAGAGACUGAGGUUCAGAGAGGAUAAGAGCGUGACCAAGGCCACAGAGCUAUGGCGGUCAGCACCAGGAUUUGAAGCCAGGUGAAUCCGAGCCCUUUUCCCACAGCAUCUGUUUAUUCCGUUGUCUAAAAGCACACUUCUGGUCGGGAGCAGUGGCUCAUGCCUGUAGUCCUAGCACUUUGAGGGGCCAAGGCAGACGGAUUGCUUGAGGCCAGGAGUUCGAGACCAGCCUGGCCAAAAUGGUGAAACCCUGUCUAUAUUAAAAAAUUCAAAAAUUACCUGGACUUGAUGGCACAUGCUUAUAAUCCCAGCUACUUGGGAGCCUGAGGCAGGAGAAUCACUUGAACCCAGGAGGCAGUGGUUGCAGUGAGCCAAGAUAGCAUCACUGCAGUGCAGCCUGGAUGACAGGGUGAGACUCCAUC